AACCACUGCUACCCAAAUCUUCAACACUUGGCCUGUACUGCUCUUCAUUACUUUAUUUCUCUGUAAAUUAAUUUUCUUCCUCAUUGUUUGCACCAAUUAUGUAAAGAAAUCAUAACCCAAAACCCCCCAGCGCUUUCCUUAUAGGUUUUUAGUUAAGAAGAUACAUGGAAAAAGGUCUUAUGCUUUUUGGGUGCUAGAUUCCAUUGUUUUAAAAUGUGAUUUGCAGACAAGCUUGAAAAUUCAUAGCCCCAUGUGCAACACCCUGCCUGUUUGGUCAAUUUACCGAGGGAGGCAAACGCAAGAAAGAGAAAAGGAAUUCCAAGUUUUUUGAAUUUUAAACCACAGAAAACAACGCAUCACAAUCAUUUGCAUUCUAUAAGAGAAAGGUCGAGUCUUCAUAAAUGUGAAGCACAGGAAGGUCUCAGUUUUCUCUUAUAGGUGUUUUUUUAUGUCUCUGUAGGUGAUUCUUUGCAGACAUAUAUAUUGGGAUCUGGGUUUUAUAGGUGUAAGUGCCCUGUAGAUAAAUGUAUUGGAAAUCCAGAAUUGUUGUGGGAUUUGUGCUUCUGGGUUUCUUUUGAAGAUCUUGUAGUUGAUCUAUUGGUGGAGGACAUACUUUAUUUGAAUUGUUAGUCUUCUGAGUUUUAAUGGGUUACCAAAACCCACUAUUUGCAUCUCUUUGCAUUUUGCUACUUUCAUUUGGAGCUUGUUUUGCUUCUUCUAUUCAAGAUCAAGUGAGGGAUAGAAUAACACAGUUGCCAGGGCAGCCAGCCAAUGUGGGGUUUCGUCAGUAUUCUGGUUAUGUCACUGCCAAUGAGCAAGCUGGGAGAGCAUUGUUUUACUGGUUGGUUGAGUCCCCAGCGCAUCGUGAACCGGAGUCCAGACCGCUAGUGUUGUGGCUCAAUGGUGGUCCAGGUUGUUCUUCUGUUGCUUAUGGAGCAGCUGAAGAGAUUGGACCUUUUCAUAUUAGACCUGAUGGAGAGACCCUUUACAUGAAUCCAUAUGCUUGGAACAAUUUGGCAAAUUUGCUUUUCCUUGAAUCUCCAGCUGGUGUUGGUUUUUCCUACACGAAUACGUCUUCAGAUUUGUAUACAGCUGGAGACCAGAGAACAGCUGAAGAUGCGUAUACAUUUAUGGUCAAUUGGUUUGAAAGGUUUCCUCAGUACAAGCACAGAGAUUUCUACAUUGCUGGAGAAAGUUAUGCAGGUCAUUAUGUUCCUCAGCUGUCUCAAUUGGUUUAUGAGAGAAAUAAGGGAAUUCAGAAUCCAGAUAUCAAUUUUAAGGGGUUUAUGGUAGGAAAUGCUGUAACUGAUGAUUACCAUGAUUUUGUUGGCACAUUCGAAUACUGGUGGACACAUGGUUUAAUUUCUGAUUCCACCUAUCGUGAGCUGCGAGUCAAGUGUGACUUGGAUGUCUCUCAGCAUCCAUCACUGGCUUGCAUGGAGGCCCUCAAAGUAGCAGAUUCAGAGCAGGGAAACAUUGACCCAUACAGCAUUUACACCCGUCCUUGUAGUAGUACUGCAGCACUAAAGCUCAACUUGAGGGGUCAUUAUCCAUGGAUGUCCAGAGCAUAUGAUCCAUGCACUGAGAGGUAUUCUGAAAAGUAUUUUAACCAUCCAGAAGUCCAAAAGGCACUCCAUGCAAAUGUAACUGGAGUUUCGUACCCGUGGAGAACAUGCAGUGGAGAUACUGAUGCAGUGGUUCCUGUGACUGCCACACGUUACUCCAUAGACGCCCUUAAGUUACCGACCAUCACCAAUUGGUCCCCAUGGUAUGAUACUGGCAAGGUUGGUGGCUGGAGCCAAAUAUACAAGGGGCUGACAUUAGUCACCAUUACCGGAGCUGGACAUGAGGUCCCACUCCAUCGACCUCGAGAAGCUUUCAUUGUUUUCAGAUCAUUUUUGGAGAACAAGCCCAUGCCUAGUUAAUUUUCAUUCCAAUCUUAUUCAAACAUAUUCUUGAUGAAUAAGCAGGACAAACACCUGGAACUUGCAACCAUUUUUCAUAUACAAACGCCGUGAAGAUGGAAGUGAGAAAAUAAGAGAAGUAUUCAUCUCGAAUUCCUCUCCAUUCUUGCUCGAAGCAGCGUCAUUUUCAUAUUGUUCUGCAGUUGCUAUCUGACUAUUGGGUAACGGAUAGCAUUCAUGAGAAGGAAAGCUACUGAUAUGUAAGAGCAAUUGUACCAUACAUAUAUAUAGAUGGAUUCCUCAUAUUAAAGAAAUAUUCUUUGGGAUUCAGUUUAGUAGAAGUGUUCUCAUCAGUUAUAUUGUACUGGUAUGUGUGACAUAUAUAUAGUUUUCUUCACAAGUUCUUAUA
This is a messenger RNA of Rosa rugosa (rugosa rose), 2313 nucleotides long. RefSeq names its product serine carboxypeptidase-like 27. The transcript is spliced from 8 exons. Gene Ontology annotation, molecular function: serine-type carboxypeptidase activity. Lineage: Eukaryota; Viridiplantae; Streptophyta; Magnoliopsida; Rosales; Rosaceae. Bases 645 to 1925 code for a protein of 426 amino acids. Gene Ontology annotation, biological process: proteolysis. Gene Ontology annotation, cellular component: vacuole. The record is from RefSeq and is a predicted model, not a curated record.